Messenger RNA from Sphenostylis stenocarpa, 1974 nucleotides. The record is from the annotation of a GenBank genome assembly. Lineage: Eukaryota; Viridiplantae; Streptophyta; Magnoliopsida; Fabales; Fabaceae.
AUGUCGAUUUCAAUAUCACUAUCCUCAGUUCCCGCGCGUCUCACACUCCUCGCUCUCUUCUCCGCCACCACCUUCUAUUGUCUCUACAAAUCUCGUCGUUUAAGAUACCUCAAACUAUCCUUAAACCCUAACCCUAAACUGAAGAUCCUAUUUCUCUCAGAAACCGGAACCUCCAAAACCCUCGCUCACCGCCUCCACCGUCUCCUCGCCUCCAACGGCUUUGCAUUUGACGUCGUCGAUUCGAGGCACUACGAGCCCGAGGACCUCCCCAAGGAGACGCUCCUCCUCCUUGUCGCCUCCACGUGGCAGGACGGCGCUCCCCCCGUCGCCUCCAGCUUUUUCGCCACGUGGCUCGCCGAAGCUGCAUCUGACUUCCGCGCCGGGUCCCUCCUCCUCUCGAGCUGUCGUAUCGCCGUAUUUGGCGUCGGGAGCCGAGCCUAUGGCGAAUCCUUCAACGCCGUCGCGAAGGGCCUCGCUACGCACCUGAGGGCGCUCGGUGCCAAGGAGGUGGUUCCGCUUUGCGAAGGGGAUGUUGAUAGUGGUGACUUGGACAAGGUUUUUGAUCGAUGGUGUGAGAAGGUGGUGGCGGUUUUGAAAGGCGGUGGUAUUACGGAAUGCGAUGAUGAUGAUGAUGAUGGUGGUGCCGGGGAAUGUGGCGUCUAUUCGAGUUCCGAAGAGGAGUCUGAUGUGGAGAGUGAGCUUGUUGAUCUUGAGGACAUUGCUGGUAAAGCUCCUCCAAGGCGGAAGACGGUGGCUAAUGGGGAAGAAAGUAAUGGGAAAUUGAAUGGCAAAAGAGAAAUGGUGACUCCAGUGAUUCGAGCAAAUUUAACGAAGCAGGGUUAUAAAAUUAUUGGGUCGCAUAGUGGUGUCAAGAUUUGUAGAUGGACCAAGGCGCAGCUUCGUGGUCGAGGUGGUUGCUAUAAGCACUCGUUUUAUGGAAUCGAGAGUCACAGAUGCAUGGAGGCAACCCCUAGCUUGGCAUGCGCAAAUAAAUGUGUUUUCUGCUGGAGACAUCACACAAAUCCAGUAGGGAAAAGUUGGCAGUGGCAGAUGGAUGAUCCCAUAGAGAUUGUAAAUUCUGCAGUAGACCUCCAUACAAACAUGAUUAAACAAAUGAAAGGAGUUCCUGGUAAACUAACCUAUGCUGUAAUCAUUCUGAAGUAUAUGGCCAUUGGAGUCACCUUGGAGCGAUUAAAUGAAGGUCUCUCGCCUCGUCACUGUGCAUUAUCUCUUGUUGGUGAACCUAUUAUGUACCCAGAGAUAAAUGCACUUGUGGAUGAGCUGCACAAAAGGAGGAUUUCCACUUUUCUAGUUACAAAUGCACAAUUUCCAGAGAAAAUUAAAUCACUGAAACCUAUUACCCAGUUAUAUGUCAGUGUAGAUGCUGCAACAAAGGACACGUUGAAGGCAAUUGAUAGACCUCUCUUUGGUGAUUUUUGGGAGCGAUUCAUCGAUUCCUUGACUGCUUUAAGGGAAAAACAUCAGCGAACUGUAUACCGCCUUACCCUGGUGAAAGGUUGGAAUACUGAAGACGUUGAUGCUUAUUCUAAGCUCUUUAGCUUAGGAGAUCCUGACUUUGUUGAAAUCAAGGGAGUUACAUAUUGUGGCUCGUCCACUACAUCAAAAUUGACAAUGGAAAAUGUCCCUUGGCAUACUGAUGUGAAAGCUUUUUCAGAGGCCCUAGCUUUGAAAAGCGAAGGGCAGUAUGAAGUUGCAUGUGAGCAUGCUCACUCGUGCUGUGUACUGUUAGCAAAAACUAACAAGUUCAAAAUCGAUGGCCAGUGGCAUACAUGGAUAGACUAUGAAAAAUUUCAUGAUCUGGUGGCAUCUGGAAGAACUUUUGACAGCAUAGAUUACAUGACUGCCACACCAUCCUGGGCCAUCUAUGGAUCGGAGGAAGGUGGAUUUGAUCCAGGACAAUCGAGAUAUAGGAAAGAGAGACAUCACAAGUCGAGCCGCAAUCAAUUAGGUUAG